GACAACCGGCCAGCCGGCGCGCCAACGAGCUCGCGACCCACGACACAGAGAAGACCCAAUAUCUGUGUGCUGCGAUCGAACGUGGACCGUUUGGGUCCGUUAAUGACGAGGAACGAGUUCUGUUGGCGUUUGCAGAGCAACAAUUGUUGGCUGUUUGUGUUGUGAAUAUUUUGUGUGGAGGCAUUUCUAGGUAAGACCAGUUCAGACAAAAAAAAGAAGAAAAGCAAAGACAGAGAGAAGGGAGAAAGCAAGAAACCUUAAAGUAAACAAAAAUAAAAGAUACAAACAAAGAAAACAAAAGUACAAUGGGUUCCACCAAAAUAUCUUGUAACCCCCCACCUCUGAUCGAUCCAACAAGGGCCACCAUUGCUUUUGGAGACAGAGCAUUGCCCAGGCUGAACCGGGAACUAAACUCCGAUGUCCUGAUCACCCGGCAACAAUCUCUGAAGGCGUUGUCCAGUAUUCUUCACGACCCAGAGUACAUUGCCGGCUCUCUUAAGAAUGGAAUUGUCCAUUCUUUGAAGACGUUACUGACUGAUGAGGAUGUAACUGUCAGACAGUUGUGUGUUGAGUGUCUCUUCAUCAUAGCCUCCUAUGCCAUCGGAAGGACUGCACUUAUUGAACUCGACAUGAUCAACUCUGUAGCGAAACUGUUUGACGACCCCGAUGUUGUAGUCCGACUGAAGGCUCACAAAACUGUUGAGAUGGUAGCAGAAAGCCCCUUUGGAGCUCAGGCUGUGCUGGAUGAUAAACUGGUCCAAACGUUAGUGGAGAAACUUGCUAAAGAAGAAACAGAAAUUGUGCUGUACAUUCUAGACACCCUUCAUUUCUGCAUGAUGGUAGAUACUGUCGAUGCCCUGUCUGCUGGCGCCAUGCUUACCUUUCGAAAUCUUCUGAAGAAACCGAAUGUCUCCAUCUGUGCCAAGGCAGCCAUUUGCGUUCUUGAUCUCAGCGUUCCAUUGGCAGGAAAAGAGAGGGCGGUGGAGGAUGAUGUUGUCGAGCCCCUUACAAGACUGCUGCUGCACAAAAGUGAUGAAGUGAGGGCCAAGGCGGCUGGGGCUUUAACAAUGAUUGCCAUCACAACUCCUGGCAAAUUCAAAGCCCUACAUGCUCUGGAUACCCUUGUCUUUCUCACCAAAGACCAGAACAGUGAAGUAAGGACCAACGCAUUGAAGGCGUUGACUUGUCUGAGUGAGGCUCCAAGAGGCAGGAAAAUUUUGCUGAAUCACGUGGAAAAGAUUCAAGUGUUGACCUCUGACCCUGUCCCGGCUGUUGCCAAGGCUGCAUCUAUAGCAUUACAGGUCAUUUGCUGGAAGCCGUAACCAAUGGAUACAUACUUGAUACACACACACCACACACACCCGCACAUGAUCCCUUCAUCUGCUGCGGUCCUUGCUUCACUGAGCCCUAAUUCUCAAACAUAAAAUUAUAUCUUUCUUCAAAA
Molecule: messenger RNA, 1444 nt
Organism: Octopus sinensis (East Asian common octopus)
Lineage: Eukaryota; Metazoa; Mollusca; Cephalopoda; Octopoda; Octopodidae
Product: radial spoke head 14 homolog
Exons: 11
Coding region: 306-1322 (338 amino acids)
Molecular function (GO): protein binding
Source: RefSeq, a predicted model, not a curated record